This is a messenger RNA of Caenorhabditis elegans, 294 nucleotides long. RefSeq names its product MS Related Protein (gene F49H6.8). NCBI's taxonomy places the organism in Eukaryota, Metazoa, Nematoda, Chromadorea, Rhabditida, Rhabditidae. The record is from RefSeq and is marked reviewed. The transcript has a single exon. The coding region runs from base 1 to 294 and encodes 97 amino acids.
AUGAAUCCUCAGCGAGGAAUUCUUUUUGCCUGUCUUCUCGUCGUUGUGACCAAUCGUGGAGCUACUGCUCAACAUGCAAGACCGCCAGUAGGAGUAACAGGAGAUGUCACGGGAGCUCGCAUAGACCCUCCGUCAGACAAAUGUGAAAACCCUUCCGUCAACAUCGCAACUACGGAGGCCCCAAAAAUCGUCACAACAGCGGAGCCAGCAGCCAACUCAACCAAGCCAGCCCAGCCCAACUCAGCCACCGGUCCAGUUGUUCUCCUCACCAUUGUGGCAGUUACUAUGAACUAG